Molecule: messenger RNA, 14146 nt
Organism: Plutella xylostella (diamondback moth)
Lineage: Eukaryota; Metazoa; Arthropoda; Insecta; Lepidoptera; Plutellidae
Source: RefSeq, a predicted model, not a curated record
GGCGGCAGUCAUCGCUCGGCGCUCGCUCGGCACAGGCGUGCGGCGCUCACGACAACACGCACCAUAGACACGUCACCAAAACUUUCCCAACCGUUAUUCAUCCGAGUUCUAACUUUCGAACGCUGCCACUUGGAUUGCUCUUUUUAGUUUUAAAGUUUCAACAUUUCCAGCCAGUGUUUGCCAUUUGUUUGUGCAGUGUGUUGUGUUGAUGUGUGGAGUGGUGUGAGCUGAAGAUGCGGGCCGGCUUAGCCUGCUGGCUGGCACUGGUGCUGGCUGCAGAGGCCGCGGCACAGAUCGACACGAGACAUCUAUCAGGGGACACGAUAUGUCCGUCGGGCAUGUUCCGCUGCCCCGAGGGCAAGUGCAUCCCGUCGCUGUGGGUGUGCAACUACCAGCGGGACUGCGAGAAGGGGGAGGAUGAGUUCCAGGCCUGUCCGCCGCCCGAGUGCGAGCCGGGCCAGCUGUCGUGCGGCCAGUACGUGUGGAACAAGACGUACUGCAUCGCACCACACUACCGCUGCGACAUGCACGUCGACUGCGUGGACGGCACCGACGAGGCGGACUGCACAUACCGCAAGUGUCAGACAGACGACUUCCAGUGCGGCGUGGAGAGCGGCGGGCCGGGCAAGGCGGCGUCGCAGGGACCCUGCAUACCUAAAGAGAAGAGAUGCGAUGGCUACCUAGACUGCCGCACAGGAGCAGACGAGCGCGACUGCCCGGGCGCGCCGCUGUCCUGCCGGCUCGACCAGUUCCGCUGCGCCGCCGGGGACAAGUGUGUGGACGCGAGCACCAAGUGCGACCACAAGGACGACUGCGGGGACAACUCGGAUGAGGCGCAUUGUAGUUUCCCGCCAUGCCACAUCGGUCAGUUCCGCUGCAGCAACGCGCUGUGCAUCCCCGCGUCGUACCACUGCGACGGCUACAAGGACUGCGCCGACGGCUCCGACGAGGCCAACUGCACUGCUAUAGCCUGUCCUGAUAACAGAUACCUAUGCCCGCGCGGCGGCCCCGGGGGCACUCACAAGUGUAUCGCGCGCUCACAGCUCUGCGAUGGAAAAAGGGAUUGCGAGGAUAAUGCUGACGAGGAAACUGCCUGUUCAACCGCCUCCUGCCCGGCGCUCUCCUGCCAGUACAAGUGCGUGGCGUCGCCGGCGGGCGGCGCGUGCGCGUGCGCGGCGGGGCUGGCCCUCGCGCCCGACAACCGCACGUGUGUCGACCGCGACGAGUGCAAGGACUGGGGGCUUUGCCACCAGCUCUGUGUUAAUACUCCUGGAUCCUACAAAUGCCUGUGCGCGCCCGGCUACACUCUGGUCGACGGCAAACGCUGUGUGGCGGGCGAGGCCGCGGCUCCGGCGCUCCUCCUGGCUCACGAGAAGGCGGUGCUGAGGAUGGACCUGCACGGGCGCGCGCCCGCCCCCCUGGCUAAUGCUACGUCGGCGGCAGGACUGGAUUAUCAUUUUAGGAGGAAUUUGCUGUUCUGGUCCGAUUUGAAGACAAGAAAGAUCCACAUCCAGCAGAUGAGCACGCCGCCCGGGGUGCAAUCCUACAGCAACUCGGACAUCACAGUCCCCGGCUCGUGGGCCCCCGUGGCCCUCGCCGUGGACUGGGUGGGCGACAAGCUAUAUGUGGCCGACGCCAUCGGACAGAAGAUCGACGUGUUUGAACUAGAUGGACGAGGGCACGCCGUGGUGUUGGGGUCCAACUUGACGAAUCCGGCCGAUAUUGCGCUCGAUCCGACGUUGGGACUGAUGUUUGUUGCUGAUAGCAGUCAGAUAAUAAGAGCAAACAUGGACGGCACCCACUCGAAAGCCAUAGUUUUAGAAGCCACAUACAAAGCGUCGGGUAUAGCAGUAGACAUAAUCGCACGGCGAGUGUUCUGGUGUGACUCACUGCUCGACUACAUAGAAUCCGUAGAUUACGAUGGAAACCACCGUUUCCUGGUUCUGAGAGGACAACAGGUUCCCAGCCCUUCAAGGCUGGCUCUGUUUGAAGACAGAGUGUACUGGUCUGACGGCACCAAGCAGGGCAUCAGCUCUGUGAACAAAUACGAGGGAUCCUCCAGCAUCCAAGCCAUCUACAAGAUGAAAGACAUCAGAGACCCCAAAGCUAUAACUGUGAUACACUCCCUGAAGCAGACGUCAGUCAACAACCCUUGCGGCAACAACAACGGAGGAUGCUCACAAAUGUGCAUAGUUACUGCGCUACAGAAUGGAGGUCUAGGAUACCGAUGCGCCUGUAACAUCGGCUACAAGCUACAAGCUGAUUUGAGAAACUGUGACAUAGUGAAAGAGUUCCUUAUGUACUCGCAACAGAGGUUCAUUAAAGGGAAGGUGUUAGACCCGGUGAUAGAAGGGUUCAGCGAGGCGAUCCUGCCGGUGGUUUCGCGGCGCGCGCGCUUCGUGGGGCUCGACUUCGACGCGCGCGACGAACACAUCUACUACUCGGAUGUGCUUCAGGACGUCAUCUUCCGCGUGCACCGGAACGGAACCACCCGGGAGAUAGUACUGGCCUCACAGAACGAGGGAGUUGAAGGGCUGGCAGUCGACUGGGUCUCCAAAAACUUGUACUACAUAGAUUCUAGGAAAGGAACGCUUAAUGUUCUGUCGACGAGAAACGUAGCUUUUAAGAGAACGCUGCUGAAGGACUUAAAGAGGCCUCGCGCGAUCGUGGUGCAUCCCAACAAGGGUUAUAUUUUCUUCUCCGAGUGGGAUCGUCCAGCGAACAUCAGCCGAGCGAAUACAGACGGAACCGGACUAUUAGUAUUCGAGAACGUCACAUUGGGAUGGCCCAACGGUUUAUCCAUAGAUUUCAUAGAAGACCGAGUGUACUGGUGCGAUGCUUUACUAGACCAUGUUCAACACGCCAAGCUCGACGGAACCGACGUCAAGACUGUCAACUCUAGGCUGAUAAGGCAUCCAUUCUCCAUCGUGAUCCACAAAGAGUUCAUGUACAUAACGGACUGGAGGUUAGACGCCAUUGUGCGCCUUCACAAACUGACAGGCGAGCAGGAGGACAUCAUGGUGCGCGAGCCGCAGACAAACCGCCUGUACGGGGUCAAGGUCUACAGCGACGAGAUCCAAAAGAUCGACCCUAUGCAACCCUGCUCUAGAAACAACGGGAACUGCCAGAAACUCUGCUUUGCGGUCCCUCGGAACAACACAGAGUUGUUAACAGUGAAGUGUGGAUGUCCGUAUGGGGAGAAAUUAUCAGGAGAUGGUACAAGCUGCGUGGCAGACCCGGGGGCCGAGCCGCCGCUGCAGGCGUGCCCGCACUCCUGGGACUUCACCUGCAACAACCAGCGCUGCAUACCGAAGAGCUGGGUCUGCGACGGAGACGACGACUGUCUGGACAAUAGUGAUGAGGAACAGAACUGUACUAAGAGCACGUGCAGCGCGUCGGAGUUCAUGUGCAAGUCGGGGCGCUGCAUCCCCGCCACGUUCAAGUGUGACUCGGAGAACGACUGCGGAGACUUCUCCGACGAGACCGGCUGCGUCAACGUCACCUGCUCCACCUCGCAGUUCCAGUGCGACAACGGCCGCUGCGUGCCCAACACGUGGAAGUGCGACUCGGAGAACGACUGCGGCGACGGCUCCGACGAGGGCACGCACUGCGCAGAGAAGACUUGCGCUUACUUCCAGUUCACGUGUCCCCGCACGGGCCACUGCAUCCCGGCGUCGUGGGUGUGCGACGGCGACGACGACUGCUUCGACAAGCAGGACGAGGCCGACUGCCCGCCCGUCGCCUGCCUCGCCAGCCAGUUCAAGUGCGCCGACCUCAAGCAGUGCGUGCAGGAGGCGUACAAAUGCGACGGCAUCCCGGACUGCAACGACGGCAGCGACGAGGCGGGCUGCCCCUCGCUGGCGCCGCACCAGUGCUCCGCCGACAAGCAGUUCCAGUGCAAGGCGUCGAAUAUAUGCAUACCGAGGACCUGGUAUUGUGACGGCACCCCCGACUGCGAGGACCUCUCCGACGAGCCGGCCUCGUGCGGCACCACGGAGUGCGCGCCGAACUUCUUCAAGUGCCACAACGGACGCUGCGUGUUCAAGGCCUACGUGUGCGAUGGCAAUGAUGAUUGUGGGGAUAACUCUGAUGAGGGGCUGGAGCAUGCGUGCAAGUCGCCGCCAUUCAGAUGUCCAUCGGGAGAGUGGCAGUGCCCGGAGGUGACUGGUCGCUGCGUGAACCUCACGCAAGUGUGCGACGGCAAGCCCGACUGCCCCAACGGAGCUGAUGAAGGUUCAAGCUGCGACUUCGCGGAGUGCCAGCACCAGUCGGGGCUCUGCUCCAACGAGUGCAAGCAGACUCCCUCGGGCCCGCUGUGCCUGUGUCCUCCAGGCGAGGAGCUAGAGGAGGAUGGUGUCACCUGUCGCGACGUGGACGAGUGUGUCCCGCCAGGACUGUGCUCUCAGGAGUGCCACAACGUCAAGAGGUCUUACCACUGCAGCUGUGUGGAUGGGUACAUGCUAGCGCCAGACAAACACUCCUGUAAAGCGAAUAAUCAUUCUAGUGCGUUCUUGAUCAUUUCAAAUAGGCACUCGAUUUUGGUGGCUGAUCUUAAUGAGCAGGGAUUGGAGAGGGUGCCGAUUAAUGUGGAGAAUGUUGUAGCGACUGCGUCCAAUAUGCACACUGGAACGAUAUUCUGGUCUGAUAUGAAAUUGAAGAAGAUAUCUCGGUUAGACAGAGGCAGCGAACCUCAAGUUAUAAUUUCGACUGGUUUGGAUCUAGUUGAGGGACUGGCAUAUGACUGGGUUGGUGGCAACAUCUACUGGCUGGACAGCAAACUCAACACCAUCGAAGUAGCCAAGGAAGAUGGUACAGCCCGAACUGCUUUACUCAGCGGUAACAUCACUCAGCCUCGAGGAAUGUGCCUGGACCCCGCUCCUAACGCCAGAUGGCUCUUCUGGACCGACUGGGGAGAGAACCCCAGAAUCGAAAGAGUCGGCAUGGACGGAACCCACAGACAAGCCAUCAUCAACACCAAGAUCUACUGGCCCAACGGUCUGACCCUAGACACGGCCACACAAAGGGUUUACUUUGCAGACUCCAAGCUAGACUUCAUAGACUUCUGCUACUACAACGGCACUGGAAGACAGCAAGUGUUAGCCGGGAGCCACUACCUCCUGCACCCGCAUUCGCUCACACUAUUCGAGGACACACUAUACUGGACGGACCGUCAGUUGAACCGUGUUCUCUCGGCGCACAAGUUCAAGGGUUCGAACCAGACGGUGGUGUCGCACCUGAUCUCGCAGCCGCUGUCGAUCCACGUGCACCAUCCGUCGCUUCAGCCGCAGUACAGUUCACCCUGCAAGCCGGACUCCUGCCAGCACCUGUGUCUGCUGAGUCCCAAUAAUACCCUGGGGUACAGCUGCCUCUGCAAGCCCGGCUUCAAGCUUCUGCCUGACGGGAAGUGUGUUGAAGAGGAAACAGCCUACCUUAUGGUACUGAAGGGAUCGCAGAUCAUUGACCUGUCUACUGAUGGAUCAGGCCGAGCCGGCCAGCUGGCUUCCGUCGUUGGAGUUCAAGGUGGUGUCCAACUAGACUACGACCGUCAAGGCCACAUGCUGUACUGGCUGCAAUCCAUCUCUGGAGACAGCGCCGAUGACGAGAACUGCACAAUCUACACCAUGCCUUACGGCGGAGGGAAUAAGGUCGAGUUUACCGGACAGGACACAGGCAUGGUGGGGGCUCCAUCGAGCAUCGCAUUUGAUUGGCUGGGACGGAACCUCUACAUAGCCAAUAGGGUGGCCAGCAAUAUUGAACUGAUCCGGGUCGACAGUAAAGUCAAGUACCGCACUAUAGUGCUGGCUAAUGACGGGAAUAGAUCAUCACUGGCUAAACCGAAGGGACUGUGUUUGGAUCCUACCGAAGGAAAGAUGUACUGGUCAGACGAGGGCGGGUACGGAGUACCAGCAAAGAUCGGCAAAGCCAACAUGGACGGCACCGGCGCCGUGGUCUUAGUCGACGGCAUCGAGCGGCCCGAGGCCAUCACCAUCGACCUGGACAAGAAGGUGGUCUACUUCAGCACGCAGUUCCCGGCCAGUGUGGUCAGUGUGGGGACUGACGGCAGCGACCGCCGCACCGUGCUCAGCGAGGCCAACGACAUCUCAUACCCCAAGUCCAUCGCCGUGCUAGACUCACGACUGUAUUUAUUGGAUCCUAGGCAUGAAAAGAUCAUCAAGGUAGACUUGCCGAACGGCGAUAACCUCAAAACGAUUAUGGACAAUGAGAGUGAUCUGAAAUCGCUGACGAUAUUCCAGAAGAGGAAGAUGAUCCACCACCCGUGUACUAACAGCAACGGGGGCUGCGAACAGAUCUGUAUCCCGAGCGACGUCGGGUCUAGAGUGUGCGCGUGUUCCAUCGGCUACAGGAAAGAGAAUGAGGUUAACUGUGUACCUUACAAGACAUUUGCUGUUGUGUCUCAACUGGACCUCAUCAGGGGCUACAGUAUAGACAGCAGCGCAGAAGCCAUGGUGCCUAUCACAGGCCAGGGCCACCACAUUCUACACAUCGAUGUACACUUCGCAGAGAACUUCAUCUACUGGGUGGAGUUCAACCGCGGCUACUGGAACGGCAUCUUCAGGAUCCGGCCCAACGGCACGGCUCUUCAGCACGUGGUGAAGGACGGCAUCGGCAGCAACGGCGUGCGCGGGCUCGCCGUGGACUGGGUCGCCGGGAACCUCUACUUCACCAACGUGUUCCCGCAUGAAAACUACGUUGAAAUGUGCUGGCUGGACGGCUCACACAGGAAAGUUCUGGUCAAGACCACCAUGGAUGCGCCUAGAGAGUUGGCAGUGAAUCCCCUAAAAAGGCUGCUGUACUGGAUCGAUUAUGGUCAAUAUCCAAGAAUCGGAAAGGCGUACCUUGAUGGAAGCAACUGGCAGACGCUGGUGAGCUCGGGGAUAUCGAACCCGAGGGACCUCACCAUCGACAUGUUGUCGCACGACGUCUACUGGGUGGACUCCAAACUCGAUCAAAUCCAGAAGAUCUCGUACAACGGAGGAAACAGACAACUGAUCCGGUCCAACCUGCCCAACCCGAUGGGCAUCGCCAUCCACACCACCAGCGUGUACUGGGUCGACAGGAACUUACAAACUAUCUACAGAGCUUCCAAACUACCAGGAAACAUGUCGCUACCGGAGAAAGUACGAACCAACCUUCCGAAGUUGAGGGAUAUAGUGAUCUUCGACAUCAACAACCAGCCCACGGACGAGGGCAACCUGUGCCGGAAGCUCGGCAACGGCGGCUGCGACCAGCUCUGCUUCAGCUACCCGCCUGAGGCCAACAAGGGCGUCACCCACCGCUGUGACUGCGCCACUGGAACUAUAUCCGCCACUAACCCAAGGAAAUGUGACGUGGUAGAUGAGUACCUCGUGUUCACUACCAGGACCGAGAUCCGAGCUGUAAACUUAGAUCCUAAAUCAACCGGAAUACCUUUCAAGCCCAUCGGAAACUUGACUAAUGUGGUCGGAGUGGAAUUCGAUUACGCUGAUAAUAAAUUGUUCUUUACACAAAUCCGUCCGUGGGCGCGGAUCGCGUGGAUGUCGGCCAACAACCCUGACCCCGCCGGGAUCCAGAACAUCAUCAACAAGGGCAUCAACCCCGAGGGCAUCUCGUACGACUGGACACAGAAGAAGGUGUACUGGACCGACAGCUCCAACAACUCAAUCUACGCUAUGAACCUGGACGGAACUGAACUUGUGAUGAUUGCUCGAGUGGAGCGACCGCGAGCUAUCGUCGUGGAUCCUUGCAACGGAACCCUGUACUACACGGACUGGGGGCGCUUCGGAACCUCCGGAAAGAUCUACCGAACCACCAUGGCCGGCUCGUUGAAGAAGGCCAUCAUCGACAAAGACUUGUCACAGCCGAGCGGCCUGACCAUUGACUUUGACGAGAACAUGUUGUACUGGACCGACGCCGUCCGCGAAAAGAUCGAGAGAUCCAAAAUGGACGGGUCAGACCGAGAAGUCCUCAUUUCAGCCACAAUCUAUCCAUUCGCUAUCACCGUAUUCAGAAACUACAUCUACUGGACGGAUCUACAGCUUCGCGGAGUAUACCGAGCAGAGAAGCAUACUGGUGCCAACAUGGUGGAGAUGGUGAAAAGACUCGAGGAUUCUCCGAGGGAUAUCCACGUGUACAGCACGGGGCGGCAGCAGUGCCAGACCAACCCCUGCAAGAUCAGCAACGGCGGCUGCGCCCAGUCCUGCCACCCCGCGCCCAACAACACCGCCGAGUGCAGAUGCGAUGACAACACUAAACUGGUCAACGAAGGUCGCAUGUGUGUCUCCAAGAACGUCACCUGUGAUGCUAGUAAAUUUUCGUGUGCAAACGGCAAGUGCAUCAGCCGCAUGUGGUCGUGCGACGGCGACGACGACUGCGGCGACGGGUCGGACGAGGACCGCAACUACUGCGCCUACCACUCCUGCUCGCCCAACGAGUUCCGCUGCAACAACGGCCGCUGCAUCUUCAAGUCGUGGAAGUGCGACCACGAGAACGACUGCAAGGACGGGUCGGACGAGGAGGGCUGCGAGUACCCGCCGUGCGCCGCCGGCGAGUUCACGUGUCUCAACCAGCGCUGCAUCCCCGCGGCGCAGCUCUGCAACGGCGUCAACGACUGCAAGGACAACGUGACGUCCGACGAGACGCACGAGCGCUGCCCGCGCAACACCACCUGCCCCGCCACGCACCUCAAGUGCGAGAAGACCAACAUCUGCGUGGAGCCGUACUGGCUGUGCGACGGCGACAACGACUGCGGCGACAACUCGGACGAGGACCCGCUGCACUGCGCGCGCCGCACGUGCCCGCAGAACUCGUUCCGCUGCCCCAACCACCGCUGCGUGCCCGCCACGUGGUACUGCGACGGCGACGACGACUGCGGCGACGCGGCCGACGAGCCGCCCGAGUACUGCCGAUCCGAGGGCCGCACCUGCUUCGGCGACCUGUUCACGUGCGACAACGGCAACUGCGUGCCGCGCAUCUACAUCUGCGACGGCGACAACGACUGCCUGGACGGCAGCGACGAGGACGCGCGCCACCAGUGCGACGAGCGCCGCUGCGACCCCGACACGGAGUUCACGUGCGCCGAGAACAAGGCGUGGGGCCGCGCGCAGUGCAUCCCGCGCAAGUGGCUGUGCGACGGCGACCCCGACUGCGUGGACGGCGCCGACGAGAACUCCACGCUGCACCACUGCGCCGCGCCCGCGCCCUGCCAGGACGACCAGUUCACGUGCACCAACGGCCGCUGCGUCAACCGCGGCUGGGUGUGCGACCACGACAACGACUGCGGCGACGGCUCCGACGAGGGCAAGCACUGCAACACGCAGUACAAGCAGUGCGGCGACCAGGAGUUCCAGUGCCAGAACUUCAAGUGCAUCCGCAACCACUUCCGCUGCGACGGCGAGGACGACUGCGGCGACCGCUCUGACGAGGUCGCCUGCAACAAGACCGCCGCCGCCUGCCCCGCCGGACAGUUCAAGUGCAACAACGAGCAGUGCAUCGACGCGCGCCUCGUGUGCAACAAGGUGUCCGACUGCAGCGACGACUCGGACGAGCCGGCGCACUGUCACGUGGACGAGUGCGCCAAGCUGGAGGCCAACCAGUGCGGCCACAAGUGCGUGGACACGCUAACGGGCUACUACUGCGACUGCAACGCCGGCUACCGGCUGCAGGCGGACGGCAAGGCGUGCGCGGACGUGGACGAGUGCGUGGCCGCGCCCGCGUGCUCGCAGGCCUGCGCCAACACGCCCGGCUCCUACUACUGCAAGUGCGACGAGCGCUACUACGAGCGCGAGCCCGACGAGCACACGUGCAAGCGCCGCGACAACACCACCGCCUGGCUCAUCUUCACCAACAAGUACUACGUGCGCAACAUGUCCACGGACGCGGCGCUGUACAACCUCGUGCACCAGGACCUUAUGAAUGUCGUCGCCAUCGACUUCGAUAUCAAGGAACAGAAGAUGUACUUCGCCGAUGUUUCAGCCAAAACCAUCUACAGGUCGGACUACGCGGACCCCAACCCGACGAAGGAGGUGGUGAUCCGCCACGACUCGCACGGACUUGAAGGCAUCGCCGUGGACUGGAUCGGACGCAAGCUGUACUGGCUCGAUCGACACUCCAAGAACUUGGACGUCUCGGAAUUAGACGGAACCCGAAGGAAGACUCUUAAAACUGGCAUCGCCGACCCGCGGGCCAUCAUCGUGCACCCCGGCACCGGCUACCUGUACUACACGUCGUGGCACCUGCAGGCCUAUAUCGGCAAGAUGGGCAUGGACGGGACCAACUUCACUGUGAUACUGAACUGGGAGGACGACAUCGCGUGGCCCAACGCGCUCACUAUUGACUACUUCACGGACCGCAUCUACUGGGCCGACGCACAUCUCGACUACAUCGCCUCCGCCGAUUUAGAGGGCAGACACAGGCACGUCGUACUAUCUGGCACUAAAGUCCCUCAUGUAUUCGCUCUGAGCUUGUUCGAUGACGACAUCUACUGGACCGACUGGAACUUGAAGGCAAUCAGCAAGGCAAAGAAACACUCGGGAGAAAACCUGACGCUUCUGCGAAACACGACGCACAGACCUUACGACAUCCACAUCGUGCAUCCGCUGCGACAGCUGCCCUACACGAACCCGUGCGGGACUAACAACGGCGGAUGCUCGCAUCUGUGUCUGAUAGCUCCUCCACACGAGUCCAGCUACCUGAACAUUGAAGGGUACGGCGAGGAGGGCGCCACCACGUACAAGUGCGCAUGUCCCAACCAGUUCUACCUGGCGCGCGACAUGAAGACGUGUGUCGCCAACUGCACGGACGGGCAGCACCGCUGCGGCGGCCGCGACGAGAAGUGCAUCCCGUGGUUCUGGAAGUGCGACGGCGAGAAGGACUGCGCCGACGGGUCGGACGAGCCCGCCUCCUGCCCCGCGCGCCACUGCCGCGCCGGCAGCUUCCAGUGCGACAACACCAACUGCACGCCCGCCGCCACCAUCUGCGACGGCAGCGACGACUGCGGCGACGGCAGCGAUGAGGCGCAGUGCGCGCACGCCUGCCCGCUGCUCGAGUUCAAGUGCCGCGGCAGCGGGCGCUGCGUGCUGGACUCGUGGCGCUGCGACGGCGACGCCGACUGCAAGGACGGCAGCGACGAGGACCCGGCCACGUGCCACCGCCGCACCUGCGACCCCGACUCCGAGUUCUCCUGCAAGAACGGCCGCUGCAUCCCCAAGCUGUGGAUGUGCGACUUCGACAACGACUGCGGCGACGACUCGGACGAGCCCGCGUACAUGUGCCGCCAGCGCAACUGCACCACGGGCUGGCGGCGCUGCCCCGGCCGCAGCAACUACCGCUGCAUCCCGCAGUGGCUGUUCUGCGACGGCAAGGACGACUGCCGCGACGGCAGCGACGAGCUCCCGGAGCACUGCCCGGCGUGCGCCGCCGGCGACCACGCGUGCGACAACCGCCGCUGCGUGCCGCGCCAGUGGCUGUGCGACUUCACGGACGACUGCGGCGACGGCAGCGACGAGUCGGAGGCGCUGUGCCGCCACCGCUACCGCGACUGCUCCGAGUCCGAGUUCAAGUGCGGCAACGGCAAGUGCGUGUCUUCGCGCUGGCGCUGCGACCACGAGGACGACUGCGGCGACAACAGCGACGAGCUGCAGUGCGGCGGCUUCAGCUGCAAGAACGGCACGUUCCAGUGCGCGUCGGGCCACUGCGUCGCCGCCUACUUCCGCUGCGACGGCGACCGCGACUGCCGCGACCUGUCGGACGAGAUCGGUUGCCCGCCGCGCUUCCCCGGCGGCCGCUACUGCCCCGAGAACAGAUUUCAGUGCGGCAACAACCUGUGCGUGUCGCAGGCGGACCUGUGCGACGGCGCCGACGACUGCGGCGACGGCAGCGACGAGGCGCCGGCGCUGUGCACCGACUUCAACUGCGACUCGCUGCGGCGGUUCCAGUGCGACAACCACCGCUGUGUGCCCAGGAACCAAGUAUGCGACGGCACAGACAACUGCGGCGACGGGUCCGACGAGAACAACAUGACGCUGUGCGCCUCGCGCGGCCGCGUGUGCGACCCCUACACGCAGUACCAGUGCGCGAAUAGACAUUGUGUGGAGCGGACACAAUUGUGUGACCUGGCUGAUGAUUGUGGAGACGCCAGUGAUGAGAGAGGGUGCCAUCAUACGCAUACCUGCGACCUUAGUGACAAAGGAGGUUGCGAGCACUUCUGCACCAACCUGACCCUGCCCGCCCUGACGCCGGGCGCGGCCGUCCCCGCCCCCGGCUCGGGCGGGUACAUCUGCUCCUGCUUCCACGGCUGGAUCAUCUCGCCCACGGACAAGAAGAAGUGCAUAGACGUGGAUGAAUGUGCCACCGGCACGCAUCGCUGUUCGCAGCUCUGUAGCAACUUGAAUGGAAGCUUUAGCUGCAGCUGUCGGGAUGGUUUCAGAUUGGCGGACAGCCUGUCGGGCGUGUGCAAGAGCACCGAAGGCGACGUGGUCCUCAUGUUCGCGAACGGGCCCGAGAUCCGCGCCUUCGUGCAGGACAAGAACGAGGAGUUCAACGUCAUCGGCGCCGAGAAGCGCAUCGAGGCCAUCGACUACGACCCCACGAACGAAAUGGUCUUCUGGGCCGACAGCUACGACAAGACCAUCAAACGCUCCUACAUGGUCAAUGCCCUCAAUGGACAGGUUAAGAGCGGGUUCGCUCAGGACCUCAACAUGAAGGGAAAUGCGAAGCCGACAGCUAUUGCUGUGGACUACAGUGGAGAGAACUUAUACUGGACGGAAACAGACCGCGCUGGAUCCAAGCCGCGAGGCCGCGUCAUGGUCGCCAAGACCGAUGGAAGAUACAGACGAGCCAUCGUCUCCGCCGGCAUUGAAUCACCAACUUCCCUAGUCCUGGACCCGCAAAUGGGAAGAAUGUUCUGGUCAGACGCCGGUUCCGCUCCUAAAAUCGAGAUCUGCUGGAUGGACGGCUCCAAGCGACGCCCGCUAAUCACCGAGAACAUCCGACACCCGACUGGCUUAGCCAUAGACUAUGGAAUGGACCACGCGGUGUACUGGGCCGACUCCAAGCUCAAUACCAUCGAGAUGAUGAAGCAGGACGGGUCGGGCCGGAAGGUGGUCCUCAAGGGGGACAUCCUGAAGCACCCGAUAUCCCUGGAUGUGUUUGAGUCGUCGCUCUACUGGGUCACGAGAGAGUCCGGGGAGUUAGUGCGGCAAGACAAGUUCGGACGGGGAGUGCCGUUUGUCAUCUCGAAGGAUCUCGUCAACCCGUCUGCUGUUAAAGUAUACCACCCGCUCCGCUACAACACCAGUGUCCCGGCGGCGCGGUGCGGCGCGUGCCCGGCGCUGUGCCUGCGCGUGCCCGGCGGCGCGCGCUGCGUGUGCGACGGCGCCGCGCCCGCCAAGCGCGCGCACGACACGCCCUGCGAGCAGCCUGUAGAACGUCCCCGCCCGCUCCCCCGAGUCUGCCCAUGCGAGAACGGCGGCUCCUGCGUGGAGUCCUCCACAGCUGAAGGCGGCGUGGAGUGCCGCUGCCCCGCGCCGCUGCAGCCGCCGCACUGCACGCUGGCCGCCGCCGCGUCCGGCGCGCCGCCCGCUGCUGCGGUCCUAGUGCCUGUGUUGUUGGUGUUAGUGAUAGCACUGGGAGGCGCGGCCGCGUGGUUCGUCAUUAGGAAGCGACCCUUCGGCAAAGGCGGCGGCCUCGGCAGCCUGGCCUCAUCCCAGAGCGUGUCCUUCCGCCAGGGCUCCAACGUGGAGUUCGGCGGGCCGGGCGGCGAGCCCGCAUACACGCUAGAAGAGACCAGGAAGGGACGGGACUUCAGCAACCCCAUGUACGAGGCCGUCACGCGCGCCGCCGCCGCGGGUAGUCCCGAGCCGCCUAUACCGGGCAUCUACGAAGUGCCGGACGAGCUGAAAGCGUCCGUCCAAUCAGCAGUCAUCUCCCCCUCAUCUACCGAGACUCGUGGCACAGCGCCAGGCAAGCGGCCGCGCGCGCUGGACCCGGCCGCCGACACCACGGCCGACACCGCCGCGCUCGUCAAGGAAGACCGAGACUGCUAGCACACGGACUAUGUUUACAACUUGCUCUAGAACCGUCUGUGCAGACUAGCGAGUGAGUGUCGAGGAGAUACUGUAGUUAGGGAACCGUUCACCGUCAAGCUACC